This is a messenger RNA of Peromyscus maniculatus bairdii (prairie deer mouse), 824 nucleotides long. The record is from RefSeq and is a predicted model, not a curated record. Lineage: Eukaryota; Metazoa; Chordata; Mammalia; Rodentia; Cricetidae.
GCGGCAUGGCGUCCUCUCGCUUGCCUCCCACGGCGCUGAUGCUGAAGCAGUUCAUGAGAAGGCAACAAGUUCUCCUCCUCUACAGAAAGAUUUUGCGAGCCAUUAGGCAAGUUCCAAGCGAGGCUGACCGAAAGUACCUUCAGGACUGGGCCAGGGAAGAAUUCAAAAGAAACAAAAGUGCCACGGAAGAGGAUACAAUCCGUAUGAUGAUUACUCAAGGCAAUAUGCAGCUAAAGGAAUUAGAAAGGACAUUGACUUUAGCAAAAUCUUAACUGAAAGGUUUUCAGAUCUCCAUGCGGUUUGCACAGGCCCAAAGCUACCGUCAUAAAGCACCAGUAGCACAUGGAAAGAUGAUCACACUAAUCACGAAUGCUCAUCAAGGCGUUAACAUUUCCACUGCGGUGGCUGCGAUCACAAAGUGAACUGAUGUGAAGACGGAAGCUUGGAACCAUGCAUUGCUCAGGUGAAGGUAGACUAUCAGCAGCCACUUUGGAAAACAGACUAUUAGUUCUUGAAAAGGUAACAAGAUGGGGUUGUAACAAACAGGUCCAUGGCCAAGAACCUGAGUUUGACUCCUGGGACCCACAUGGUAGAAGGAGAAACCACAACGGAAAGUUGCCCUCUGACCUCCACACAGGCACUGUGGCACAUAAACAAAAACCAAAAAAAAAAAAAGGUGACACAGAGUUACUUCAAACUUCAGCAAGUCUUGGCUUUAACCAAGAGAACUGAAUCUGAAGCCAUGCCUAUAGAAAGUGUAUACAGAGUUUGUUUUUGUUUUUGAGAUAGGUUUUCACUUUGUAGGCCAGAUCCACCUGCCUCUG